AUGAGCGCGACAGCAGUUCCACCUGCGCAAACCGCUGAAGGCGGCGAGGAGUACUUGAAUUCCAUGAACUUUCGGUCGCUCAUCGAGUGGCUGACGGCGGAAGCGCUUUUGAGCCGACCAGACGACCCGCUGGCGUUUGUGCGAACUGUGAUCUCGGAAAAGUUGGCGCAGAGGUCGUCUGGGGAGGCUUACAACCCCGACCAUGCCGUGGCGUAUAUCAAGCAAUGCUACGCCGAAGCCAGUGCCUCGGCAGAUGAAAACGGACGGCUCUGCUUGCGUCCCAAGCGCGACACGACUGUGACGCCCUCGGGGGAUCUGGCGUCGAAUAAGCGCCUGGUCUUAUUGGAGAAACUCAUUCAAGCCUUUCGCGUCAUUACGAUGCAGCUCGACCCUAUGGAAGGUAAUGCUUGUGCAGUGCCACGCACCGCGACACCUCCACAACAACAUUUCGUUUAG
This is a messenger RNA of Aphanomyces invadans, 456 nucleotides long. RefSeq lists its product as hypothetical. Lineage: Eukaryota; Oomycota; Saprolegniomycetes; Saprolegniales; Verrucalvaceae. The coding region runs from base 1 to 456 and encodes 151 amino acids. The record is from RefSeq and is a predicted model, not a curated record. The transcript is spliced from 4 exons.